UGCGCCUGUCUGCCAGACAAGCGGCGUGUCUGGACUCGGGAGUUCAGCAUCUGAUGUAAGUAGGUCAAGAGGCUCUUCAGUCGUACAGCCAUAUAACUUUAACGAUGGAUAGGAAACAGGUCGUCAAUUUUGGAGCAGGACCGGCUAAACUUCCGCAGUCGGUUUUGGUCCAAGCACAAAAAGAGCUGCUAAAUUACAAUGGCACCGGGAUAAGCGUUCUUGAAAUGAGCCACAGAUCAUCUGAUUUCGCUAAGAUUAUUAACACUACUGCAGACGCUCUGCGGGAACUUCUGCACGUUCCUGACAACUACAAAAUACUUUUCUUCCAAGGUGGUGGUUCAGGACAGUUCAGCGCAGUUCCUCUAAAUCUGAUUGGUCUAAAAGAGGACAGAUGUGCUGACUAUCUGGUCACAGGAGCAUGGUCUGCAAAGGCAGCUAAAGAGGCAGAGAAGUAUGGAAAAGUGAAUGUGGUCCAUCCAAAACUGGACAGUUACAACAAGAUACCAGAAAGAAGCACUUGGUCAUUAAAUCCUUCAGCUUCUUACGUUUACUACUGCUGCAAUGAAACCGUGCAUGGUGUUGAGUUCAACUUCAUCCCUGACACCAAAGGAGUGGUUCUCGUCAGCGAUAUGUCGUCCAACUUUCUCUCACGGCCGGUAGAUGUGUCAAAGUUUGGGCUGAUAUUUGCCGGUGCGCAGAAAAAUGUCGGUUGUGCCGGUGUGACGGUUGUGAUUGUAAGAGAGGAUUUGUUGGGCAGAGCAUCAAAAGAGUGCCCUGUUAUAAUGGACUAUCAGGUGCAGGCUGAAAACAACUCUCUUUAUAAUACUCCUCCUUGCUUCAGCAUCUACAUCAUGGGCUUAGUUCUGGAGUGGAUAAGGAACCAAGGAGGGGCAGAUGCCAUGGAUCAGCUCAACAAACAGAAAGCUGAUAUGAUCAAUGAUAUAAUCGACCAGUCUAAUGGGUUUUACUCGUGCCCUGUCGACGUGGCGUGCCGCAGCCGUAUGAACAUUCCAUUCCGCAUCGGGAAAAAGGAGGGAGAUGAAAAUCUUGAAAAGUCAUUUUUGGAUGGUGCCUCCAAGCUUGGCAUGAUUUCUCUAAAAGGACACCGGUCUGUGGGUGGCAUCCGAGUUUCCUUGUACAAUGCAGUGACCGUGGAAGAUGCAAAGGCUCUUGUCACCUAUAUGGAACAAUUCCUUAGAGAUCACAAAAAAUAGUUUUAAUGAAAGUUAUUUUUGGUAGAAUUGUUCUCAUCUGCACUAAAAAGAGUUCCUUGAUUAUGGCAUCAUUAGGCCAGAGUAACACUAGCAACUAUGCAAGGAUACAAUUGUUAUCCUUUGCUCUUACAAAUCACGGCCAUUGUUGGAUCUUCUUACAUAACGAGCUCUAUGUGUAUUCCAGUGUGCAUUCGUGCAUGUUAAAAACUGUUACAGUUUAUUAUUCCACAAUGUUCUGUGUCUUAUACUAAAUUUGUUUAAUGUGUCUAAAAUGUUUAACAAAUGAAAGUGAACUGUGAUGGAAGCAAAUGAAAAUAAAACUACAUAAAAUAAAACAA
Molecule: messenger RNA, 1552 nt
Organism: Paramisgurnus dabryanus
Lineage: Eukaryota; Metazoa; Chordata; Actinopteri; Cypriniformes; Cobitidae
Gene: psat1
Product: phosphoserine aminotransferase 1
Biological process (GO): L-serine biosynthetic process
Cellular component (GO): cytoplasm
Molecular function (GO): O-phospho-L-serine:2-oxoglutarate transaminase activity; pyridoxal phosphate binding
Source: RefSeq, a predicted model, not a curated record